UAUGUUGGAGACAAACCGAGGUUUCAAAACGAAAGAGAGCUUACAAAUUUUAUCAAAAAGAAGAUAUUUAAGAUAUAAGAAAUGGUCACAAUUGGAAGCGAACAUUGAUAAUGAACCAUCAGAUUAUACAGAUACUGAAGAAUUUCAACCAUCAGUGAGGAAAGAUGAUAAAAUAAUGACUGAGGAUAUGGAUUAUAACGAACCAAUCUGCGAAAUCAACGAAGAAGACGAUGAUUCUUAUUCGGAAUAUGAAGAAAACUUUAAUACGCCUGAAGACAAUGAGUCUAUCGAUAAAAAUGAUUUGGAUGAAAGAUGUCUAACGGAAGAAACAGACGGCAAUAUUGUAGUUUUGGACGAUUCUGAUUUAAGCGAUAUGGAGAAUCCUGGUAAAAAGUGGUUAACUGUUAGAAAAACAUUACCAUUCAAUAUGAAAGAAGAUAUUCAAUUGACAUUGUAUGAAGCCUUUUUUCUUUCCUACGCCCUGGGAGUUUUAGUGAUAAAAAGUGAAAAAGAAGAGGAAUAUUCAAUAAUCGAAUUAUGGAAAAAAUUUUGUUCAAUUGAAGAAGAUUUUAUUCAACUAUAUUCUGCUUAUCACUAUUUUAGAGGAAAGGGUUGGAUUGUUAAAUCAGGCAUAAAAUAUGGAGCCCAUUUUUUGUUAUAUAAAGAUGGUCCAACAUAUUUUCAUGCAAGUUUUGCCGUUCAAAUUUUUAAAAGCGAUGAGAAAUUGAGUUGGUUAGGUUUAAGUGCUUUAAAUAGAAUUCAAGAACAAGUUGGAAAGGAAGUUUUAAUAUGUUAUGUUACUGCGCCAUCCGAUAUUUCUAAUCCUAAUUGUUUACAAAAUGUUAAGAUAAAGGAAAUAUUGUUAAAACGAUGGACGGCAUCAAUAGAAGAAGAUGAACACGCCCAGGCUGCUACCUACCAACCUACAGCACAAGCUUAUAUUCAAACAGCACAAACUGCCUAUGCUGCAGCAGCGAGACCAGCAACGGCAACUUAUGAAUAUCAAGGAACCCAGAACGCUUAUGCGUACCGUCCAGCCGUGACAGCCGCCGCAACCUAUGAUAGUAAAGCCUAUUACCAAGCCGCCGCCGUUGCAGCACCCGCUGUAGCCACAUCAUACUCAGUCGCUGAAUAUCCCUCUGCCGUGGCUGCUGCUGCACAAAAUACAGCUAAAACUCAACCGACACCGGCGGCAGUCUCUACUUACACCUAUUCAGCUGCCUCCACAAACACAAAUGCUGGAGCAGCAACUACAACAUCAGCAUCAAAUACUGGCUACUCAGGCUACGACGCCGCCUUGUAUUCAGCUGCCACAAAUUAUUAUCAACAACAACAGCAGCAAACAAAGAAAACGGCAACUAACUGGCAUCAGUAUAAAAAAACAUCAGCAGGCGGACCAGCGUCAAAUGUUGCAAUUAAGAAGAAACCAGGUGGGCCACCUAAAAAUCAACAAAUGCAAUACUGUGAGGUUUGCAAGAUUAGCUGCGCAGGACCACAAACAUUUAAAGAACACUUGGAAGGACAGAAACACAAAAAGAAAGCUCAACAAAUGUCUGCCUCAUCAACAGCAGCGGCAGCAAAACCCACAAGAGGAGGUUCAAAUCAACUUCACUGUGAAUUAUGCGAUGUUACGUGCACAGGAAGUGACGCCUACGCUGCUCACAUCAGAGGAGCUAAACAUCAAAAAGUAAUGAAAUUACAUGCUAGAUUAGGAAAGCCAAUUCCAUCUGAAACACCAAAGAUAUUAGGUGGUCAAAUGGAGCAAGCCCAGCCAAUACCAACUAAGGUUGGAUCAAGUAGUAGCACGACAGGCGUAGUGAAAAAAGUUCUUUCUGCUCCUAAAAUUUCCUUUGUCGGAGGAACAACUUUAAAAACAACAGGAAAUAAAGCCGAAGAAGUCAAAGCAGCUGGCCAAGGACAGGGUCAACAAAGAACAGAAAUGGCCCAAGCACAAGCCGUCUGUGAUUUGGUGGACGAAAUUAAGUUAGCUAGCGACGUUCAGCCCGUUGGCCAUGAAUAUAUUGAAGAAGUACAAAACAUGGGAAAAGUUGUUUCAUUUCAGUGUAAACUAUGCGAUUGUAAAUUUAAUGAUCCAAAUGCGAAGGAAAUGCAUUUGAAAGGAAGAAGACAUAGGCUCCAAUAUAAAAAGAAGGUUGAUCCGUCUUUAAAGGUAGAGGUGAAACCUUCAAUAAAAGCUAGAAAAGUGCAAGAAGAGAGAGUUAGAAGAGCAACUGCUAAAGAAGAAUACUGGAGAAGGAAGGAACAAGAACAGCGCUGGAGAGAACAAAUGCGAAUGGAAGAAGAAAGGUACUGGGACGAUUGGCAAAUGAGGUCUAUGGGCUCUGGUCCUGGUGGAAGACGUCCAGAAACGUCUGACGAUCGUCACGUAAUGGCGAAACACAAUAGCAUUUAUCCAACAGAGCAAGAACUACAUGACGUCCAAUCCAUAGUUUCCUCUUGUGAAAGAGGAUUAAAACUUGUAUCUGAUUAUCUCGCUGAAAACUGCCCUAAAAAAGAAGAAGAAUCAAUUGAAAAUAAAGAUGAGAAUACAAAUCAAAGGCUUCUAAAAGGAGUUAUGAGAGUAGGAGUUUUGGCUAAAGGAUUACUCUUACAAGGAGAUGUAGACGUAGAGUUAGUCGUUCUUUGUUCAGAAAAGCCAACAAACUCACUUUUGGACAAAGUCGCCGAUAAUUUAUUGAAGCAACUACCAACAGUCAGUGAAGAGCAUUAUGAAGUUCGUCGAGUCGUCGAGGAAGCCGCCCUUAUCGUUAAAGCUACAGGAAAGGAUAAGUCUCCUGUUUGUACGGUCACGUUUACGGCGCCUUGCAUAAGAGAAGAAAAUGAAGGUUUGCAAAUUCAGAUCUUUUAUAUCGGAAAUUACAUAAUCUUUCAGCAAGUAAAAAAAAUCUUAUCAAAAUUUAAAACUGUUUUAUUUAAAACUUUAAUUCCCAAAACUGAACAAGGCCAGGGUAUUGAGGAAUUUUGCAUAAAGCUGGGCAAACGAAAUGGAGGCUUUUUGACCAUAUGCAAAUUAUUUUAUUUUUUUAUUUUUUUAUUGUAUUUUGGUCAAACACCCUACGAAUUCGAAUUGUCUGUUGUAGAGAGUGUGUCCAAGGCCGAUCCUCCUGACGUGCUCAACAGGCAAAAAUGCCUCGACGCUCUUGCUGCACUUCGCCAUACUAAAUGGUUUCAGGCAAAGGCGGCUGGAAUGCAGACGUGUGUGAUUCUAAUAAGAGUGUUGAGGGAUUUGUGCCAGCGAGUUCCGACGUGGAUGCCUCUAAACCAAUGGGCAAUGGAACUUUUAGUGGAAAAGUGCAUAGCUACUGGAGGACCACACAUAAGCGUGGGAGAUGGACUUCGAAGAGUAUUUGAAUGUAUUGCAUCAGGAGUACUUUUGCCAAAAGGUCCUGGAUUGUAUGAUCCCUGCGAAAAGGAACCCAGUGACGCUGCCGAAAAACUAAGUCCGCAAGAAAGGGAAGACAUAACAGCAAGUGCCCAACAUGCCUUACGCCUAAUAGCCUUCAAGCAAAUUCAUAAAGUAUUAGGUAUGGAGCAGUUAGUUGUUAAGCGACCUUCUACCACCACUAAUCCAAGAAAAAGGCGCCUAACCGCAAGUAAUAGUGAAUUAGAAGAAGGCGGUACGGAGAAGAAGGAUAAGAAAGACGAUGAAGAAAAUGCGACUGAUGAAUAA
This is a messenger RNA of Dimorphilus gyrociliatus, 3691 nucleotides long. The record is from the annotation of a GenBank genome assembly. Lineage: Eukaryota; Metazoa; Annelida; Polychaeta; Dinophilidae.